CCCAGCAGCUGCCGCUGGAAAACUCGUUUUAACGAAAAAGACCGAAGAAAGACACAGUACAUGUGCAAAUUAAACGAAAACUAUCUUCUUCUUCCUCUUCUUUCGAUCUGGUUCACACAAUAACAGGGAAAAGGGAGAGACCAGUAGAGAAGACCACCUGAUUCAACUACUCCUCCCUCCUAACUUCACCGAACUCACUCCUCUAUCCAUGGCUUUUCUUUUUCUGCUAUUUUCUUCUUUAUUCCUCAUUUAGCUCAAUUCAGUCUCUUCCUGUUCCACCUUAAAAAAUAAAAAAGCAUCAUAAAGAAAAAGAUUUAUAAUUUUGACUACCCUUUCUCACUAGUUAAUUAAAUGGCAGAUGUUGCUCGAUUAAUAUCUUCUCACUCUCUUCGUUUCUCUUCUUCUCUCAUCACCGUCAACGUUAAUUCCCUCCCUCCUAAUAACUAUUACUAUUCAGAUAAGAAGAUUUACCCUUUAAUUUACUCUUCCUCUUCCUCUGCUGCUAGUGUUCCUCGUUUCUCUUCUAUGCCCAGAAAGCAAUUGCUUUCUUUUAAGGUACAUGCAACUGUUGCAGAAACUGACCAGCCAAAAUGGUGGGAAAGAAAUGCAGGGCCAAAUAUGAUUGACAUUCAUUCUACACAGGAAUUUCUGAGUGCCUUGAGUCAAGCUGGAGAUAGAUUAGUUAUUGUUGAAUUUUAUGGAACUUGGUGUGCAUCUUGUCGAGCAUUAUUUCCCAAGCUCUGCAGGACAGCUGAAGAACAUCCAGAGAUUUUAUUCCUGAAAGUAAAUUUUGACGAGAACAAGCCUAUGUGCAAAAGUUUGAAUGUUAAAGUGCUGCCUUACUUCCACUUCUAUCGGGGUGCUCAUGGACAAUUAGAAUCCUUUUCAUGUUCACUUGCUAAGUUUCAAAAAAUAAAAGACGCCAUUGCAUUGCACAGCACGACCCAGAGCAGCAGUGGACCACCAAAGGGAAUAGGAGAACUUACUCUUGAAUCUGUUUCUGCUCCAACAGAGAAGCCAGCAGGAUCAAUAUGAACAUAGGAUUGUUUAGUUGAAGCAUUUGUCUAUAUGGCACGCUUUUUGUGGUAAAUGUUACCUGCCUAAUUAACCUCUGUUAUGAUGUAUACACUGUUAUUCUGUAUAUUUUUAUUUUUCUUUGUGAAAGAGUGAGCAAAAGUUAUCCUGCAUUCUUUGUCAUUCUUGUUCUGCCUGUGAUGCUUGUAACUUGAAACUCGUCAAGAAAGGAAAUGAAAAAUCAGAUCCCAUAUGUUAUUGUA
Molecule: messenger RNA, 1277 nt
Organism: Ricinus communis (castor bean)
Lineage: Eukaryota; Viridiplantae; Streptophyta; Magnoliopsida; Malpighiales; Euphorbiaceae
Product: thioredoxin-like 2, chloroplastic
Exons: 4
Coding region: 352-1035 (227 amino acids)
Biological process (GO): cell redox homeostasis
Source: RefSeq, a predicted model, not a curated record